This is a messenger RNA of Hipposideros armiger (great roundleaf bat), 567 nucleotides long. Its product is annotated as histone H4. The transcript has a single exon. NCBI's taxonomy places the organism in Eukaryota, Metazoa, Chordata, Mammalia, Chiroptera, Hipposideridae. The record is from RefSeq and is a predicted model, not a curated record. Gene Ontology annotation, molecular function: DNA binding; structural constituent of chromatin; protein heterodimerization activity. Gene Ontology annotation, cellular component: nucleosome. The coding region runs from base 76 to 387 and encodes 103 amino acids.
GAGGUCCGCCCACUUGUUAUUUAAGAGGCUGCAACGGCCAGAUGGGGCAGACAUCGCAGAAUCUGGUCCUCCGCCAUGUCUGGUCGCGGCAAAGGCGGCAAGGGGCUCGGCAAGGGCGGCGCCAAGCGCCACCGCAAGGUGCUGCGCGACAACAUCCAGGGCAUCACCAAGCCCGCCAUCCGGCGCCUGGCCCGACGCGGCGGCGUCAAGCGCAUCUCCGGGCUCAUCUACGAGGAGACCCGCGGGGUGCUCAAGGUGUUCCUGGAGAACGUGAUCCGGGACGCCGUCACCUACACGGAGCACGCCAAGCGCAAGACGGUCACGGCCAUGGACGUGGUGUACGCGCUCAAGCGCCAGGGCCGCACCCUCUACGGCUUCGGGGGCUGAGUCUCCCUCCACCCGUGAGCUCGCCUAAUGCAGCAAAACCAAAGGCCCUUUUCAGGGCCACCGAACUCCUCAAAGAAAAAGCUGUGAUAACCAUUUCCUAAGACACUUCUCUGCUGUUCAACGGUAUUUAAAUGUAGUGGAAGACGUUGUAUUCCUAACUCGGAAGAAAAAGUAAAUUCA